UGUUCCGCUGCGUUGGGAUCAGAGGACGCAAAUCAAGUGAAACAAAUCUCCUGACAGGAGAAAAGUUCAUGCUGGAGUUUUCAAAGACCUCAGAGGGCUUUAUGAAGUCCAAGCUGAAUAUGGAGAGUUUGUCCAAGCCAGAGUUGCUGAUGCUUUUCAGCAUCCUGGAAGGAGAGCUGGAGGCCCGGGACCUGGUCAUUGAUGCCCUGAAGGCUCAGCGCAAAGAGCUGUUCAUCCAGGAGCGCUACGGCAGGUACAACCUCAGCGACCCCUUCCUGGCCCUGCAGAGGGACAGCGAGGCCGUCGGGGACCAGAACAAGGACCCGGGCUGUUCCUCCUCUACCUCCAACCCUCUGGUGGUUCUCAAACUGGUGGUGAGCCACUGCAGGAGGAUGCAGGAGAAAAUGCUGGCCCAGCUGGCUGCAGCGGAAAGCAGGCACAGAAGGGUCAUUGCAGAUCUGGAGGAGGAGAAGAGGAGGCACGCUGAGGACACGGCCGAGGGAGAUGAUGUCACUUACAUCCUGGAGAAGGAGAGGGAGCGCUUACAACAACAGCUGGAGUUUGAGCGCAGCCAGGUCCGGCGGCUGGAAAAGGAACAGCGACGGAUUACUGACCAGCUCGAAGAAGAACGGGCUCAGCACAAACAGCUCUCCUGCGCUUUAGCCAAAGAAUGCAAGUGGGCCAGCACCAGAGCUCUGGAGGAGGGUCACCGGCUGACCGAGCUGAGCCGCAAACUUGACAAGGAAAAGGAGGCUUGUCAGGCCCUCAGAAACGAGCUGGAGGACGAGAGGAGGCGAGCUCUGAGGAUGGAGGCGAGGGUGGAGGAGCAGCUGGCUGAGUUCGACACGGAGCGAGAGCAGCUCCGCUCACGUCUGAAGAAGGAGGAAGCUCACUGCUGUCAGCUACAACAACAGGUAGAAGAGCUGAAGAGGAAACUGGUGGAGGUGAAUAUGACGAGAGAUGUUAGGGAGGCAGUCACAGCUCCCGUGGAGGCAGAAAAAAAGGAGUGGGCCACAAAAGUUCCUCUUGGAAAAACAGCAGUAGACACUAUAAUGGUCGAGGACAUUGAAGAAGACAGAAGGCAGCAACCUGCGCAGCCAAAAGUGAACGGUCAUCACUGUCCGAUGGAGAGCACCCUAUCAGAUAACAUCUGUGUACAGAACGGGAAUUCUCCAGUUCAUCAAACCCAGACAAUCCCUCCUUCCUCCCCCUGCGCCUCGCCUGUCCUCGCCAAACGCCCGCCAGGCAGCCCGAGCCCCGGCAGCUACCAGUCUCCCUACCAGGCCGGGAUCAACCAGCGCUUCCACGCUGCUCGUCAUAAGUUUCAGGGUACGCUGGACCCAGAGCCUCAGUCCCAGCCUGCUGAAAAGCCUGCCCUACCCCCCUCGCCAAAGGACGUCCCUCCUGCAACCAGCAGCUCCUCCCCAGAGCCCAGCCCAGUCAAGCAGAUGGCCCGCAGCACCGUCACUCAGGUGCUGUCUCGCUUCACCACCGUGCAGCAGAGCGCCACACCGAAGCUCGCGGCAGCGAACAACUCCCCUUUCGGUACAGACUACCGCAGCCUGGCGGCGCCCUUGUCUCCGAUCAUCGGGAGGGCCGCGGGAAUUCUUCCACAGGGGAUCAGAUCACCCACCAUCCCCAGAGCUGACAGGGGCAACCCUCCACCCAUCCCGCCUAAGAAGCCCGGUCUGGCCCAGGCCCCUCCCUCCCCGGCAGCGCUCCCCAGGUCAGCCAGCCACUUCUCCGACAGCCCGCUGUCAGGCAGCUGCGGCCUCACCUCCGGCCAGGAGGGAGUCAAAGAACUGGACAUGGUGGUCUCUUCUAAUUAACUGGUCAAUAAAUUAGUCAGCAAUCUACACUACUGGUCAAAAGUUUUAGAACACUCCAACUUUUCCAGAAUUUUAUUGAAAAUGAUGCAGUUUAAUGUCUCAGCGUACUCUGAAAUUAAUGCAUGUAACAAAUAAACAACUGAAGUUAAAAAAUAAAUCAUAGAAUCAGUUUAGAAAGGAAAAUGUAUUCUAAACUGUUGACUCAUCGAAGUAGCCACCUUAACAGAUAGAACAGCUGAACACACUCAAUGGAAAUCAAAUAUUCUUCAGAAAGUUCUUCCCAACUCUGUUGCAGAAGUUCCCAUAAAUGUGGAGCAACCUAUAAGUUGUAAGUGAUCAAGAAAAGUUGGGACACCUGUAGGAAUUGGUAGCAACUUAGCAACUUUCAAGGCUUGAUCAACCUCCGUUGCUGCAGAACUGCUUUAAGUUUUUAAUCCAUUUCUUGUUCCCUGAAAAAGGCCUUUUUGUAUAAUUAUGAAGUGUACAUUCUUUUUCAGUUUUGGUUAACCUUACCUUUUAUUAUUUACCUCUGGCAGUUCAACACUUACCUUUGUACCCAUUCUAGCUGUUCAUUGGACUUGAACUGCUUGAAUUUCAAUAAAGAAUUGAAAAAUUGUGGUGUUCUAAAACUUUUGACCGGUAGUGUACAUCUCCUUGUUAUGAUUGUUGAGAUAUUUUUGUACAUGACAGGAUUUAUAUCCUUAUCUGAACAGAGGUCCCUUCAAACACUGUUGUAAUUGUAUUUAUUAGAUGUUUGUUUUUUUUAAUGCGCUGAGGCACUAUUUCAGGUAGUGGUCAACAGGCUGGUACUAAUGAAGAGUUGCAUUCAUAGUUUUAGCCUCAAAAGUGCCGAUACGGUAUGUUUGGCACACCGUACUGUUACAAUAUAUCAAGUCUUUUUUAAAGUGUCAUAUUUCCAAAGAAAUCAGUUCAUCACCUGAAGAUGUAAUAUUAUUUUUCUAGUAUGUUGCUUGUUAUUACAACAAAAACUGUAAUCUUCAGACCAAAUGUAACAAGUAGGCUUGGACCAAUGUAUGUUACAAUGUAUGUCUCAUUUCAGUGAAUUCGUAUGUACGUAGCUGUCAUCUUUAUAUUGAAAAAAAAAAAGCCUGUAUAGUUUAUUUUAUAAAUGUUCUUUAGUUAUUGUAUAAUAGUUUACAAAGCAGAUAAUCUGAUCAGUGUUAUACUGAGCUUUGUUCAUGUAAUACUUUAAUGUUGCUUUGUUAUGAUAAUCUAUGCUCAGAUUAUAUGCAGGUACCAUUGUACUCUUGUUUCUAAUGAAUGUCAUGCCUUUUUCAUUUAUAAGAAAUCAUUAUAAAACGCUCAAGUAUUUUAUAGUCAGUCACGGCUUUGAUUCACUUCAUAACGCAGAUGCCGUGUUGGUUAUGUUUUAUUUGAUCAGAUCCUUUACAGUACUGUAAAUGCUGGAAAGUGACAGAUACAAUAAAUUUAUCCCAAAGAG
Molecule: messenger RNA, 3291 nt
Organism: Centropristis striata (black sea bass)
Lineage: Eukaryota; Metazoa; Chordata; Actinopteri; Perciformes; Serranidae
Product: CTTNBP2 N-terminal-like protein
Exons: 7
Coding region: 69-1829 (586 amino acids)
Source: RefSeq, a predicted model, not a curated record